This is a messenger RNA of Stegastes partitus (bicolor damselfish), 2409 nucleotides long. It is a transcript of the gene abcg2a, whose product is annotated as ATP-binding cassette, sub-family G (WHITE), member 2a. The coding region runs from base 195 to 2129 and encodes 644 amino acids. The record is from RefSeq and is a predicted model, not a curated record. Gene Ontology annotation, molecular function: ATP hydrolysis activity; ATP binding; ABC-type transporter activity. The transcript has 19 exons. Gene Ontology annotation, cellular component: membrane. Lineage: Eukaryota; Metazoa; Chordata; Actinopteri; Pomacentridae.
UUCAGUCACAGAACUGGGCUGAAUGCUCUCGCCGAGCACUGAACAAACUGCUCUCUCACUGUCCAAGUCAUUGAUCUGUGCAGUGUGACUCGCUGCAUUUUCCUGCUCUGUGGUCUGGACGCCGGCAGCAGCUGCUUUUACUGGAUUAUCUGACAUCAGCAGGGUUCUGCGUUCAGGAGGAACGACGGUGAACGAUGUCGAACAGCAAAGCGACGAUGGAGAUGGGGCUGAACGGGACCUCCAAACACCAGCCUGCAGGCUCGAGUCGACGCGGCGCCACCGUCAGCUUCCACAACAUUUACUACAAGGUGAGGCAGGGAGGAAGCUGCUUGUGCCGGAAGAAGGGGACGACCAAAGACAUCCUCGUGGACCUCAAUGGGAUCAUGAAGCCGGGUCUGAACGCCAUCAUGGGAGCGACGGGAAGCGGCAAAUCAUCCUUCUUGGAUGUUUUGGCGGCCAGGAAGGACCCCGCAGGUCUUUCAGGGGAGGUCCUGAUCGACGGAGCUCCUCAGCCUCCGAACUUCAAGUGUUUGUCUGGAUACGUGGUGCAGGACGACGUGGUGAUGGGAACUCUGACGGUCAGAGAAAACUUCACCUUCUCGGCGGCGCUGCGUCUCCCGUCCACCAUCAGUCAGGAGGAGAAGAAGCAGAAGGUCGACAGACUGAUCCAGGAGCUGGGACUGGGCCGAGUGGCCGACUCCAGGGUGGGCACUCAGCUGAUUCGCGGGGUUUCCGGCGGCGAGAGGAAGAGGACGAACAUCGGCAUGGAGCUGAUCAUCGACCCGCCCGUCCUCUUCCUGGACGAACCCACCACCGGCCUCGACGCCAGCACGGCCAACUCCGUGCUGCUGCUGCUCAAGAGAAUGGCGAACCACGGUCGCACCAUCAUCCUGUCCAUCCACCAGCCUCGAUACAGCAUCUACCGCCUGUUCGACAGCCUCACCCUGCUCGUCAACGGCAAACAGGUCUACCACGGCCCUGCACAGAGAGCACUGGAGUACUUCUCGGAAAUCGGAUACACCUGUGAGGCCCACAACAACCCCGCAGACUUCUUCCUGGACGUCAUCAACGGAGACUCGACCGCCGUCGCCCUCAGCAACCCCGACAAAGACGAUCCAGAUCCAGAUCCAGAUCCAGACUCGGUGUCGAUGUCCAGACGAGGGAUCGAGGACAAACUGGUGGAGGAGUAUCGAAACUGCUCCUACUUCAAACAGACCAAAGCGGAGCUGGAGAGGAUCGUCGAAGGAAAGCCGACCACCACGUCUUCCCGUUCCAGAACCAUCACCUACAACACCAGCUUCCUCACGCAGUUCAGAUGGGUUCUCAAGAGAACGUUCCAGAACCUCCUGCUCAACCCUCAGACCUCCAUCGCUCAGGUGGCGGUGACGCUCUUCCUCGCUCUGGUUGUGGGCGCCAUCUUCUUCGGCGUAGAGGAGAACGAGAGCGGACAGCAGAACAGGUUCGGCGCUCUCUUCUUCGUGGUCGUGAAUCAGUGUUUCAGCUCCCUGUCGUCUGCCGAACUCUUCAUCGCAGAGAGGAAACUCUUCAUUCACGAGUACAUCAGCGGCUACUACAGGGUGUCCGUCUACUUCCUGUCCAAGAUCCUGUCCGACAUCAUCACGCUGAGGACCAUCCCCGGCGUCGUCUUCACCUGCGUGGCGUACUUCAUGAUCGGUCUGAAGCCCACAGCCGAGGCCUUCUUCCUCUUCAUGUUCUCCGUCAUUCUGGUCUCCUACACGGCGACGUCCAUGGCUCUGGCCAUCUCCGCCGACCAGACGGUGGUCGCCAUCGCCAACAUCUUCAUGACCAUCACCUGCGUCUUCAUGAUGAUCUUUGCAGGUUUGCUGGUGAACCUUCCCUCCAUCGCCAGCUGGCUCGCCUGGUUGAAAUACUUCAGCAUACCGAGAUAUGGCUUCACUGCUCUGCAGAUCAACGAGUUCACUGGACUGAACUUCUGCCAGGAAGGCACAUUCAGCCACAAUUGCACCGGGGAGGGGAUUCUGGAGAGACAGGGUGUGGAUUAUUCCUCCUGGGGCUUCUGGCAGAACCACCUGGCUCUGGGCAUCAUGACCACCUGCUUCCUCACCAUCGCCUACCUCAAACUGCGCUUCAUCAGGAAGUUCACCUGAACCGUCGUCUGGAAACUCUGCCGCUUGCUCUUCAUCAUUCUCUCAUUUUUCUCUCCGCUUGGUUCAGUUUUUUUCAUUCAAUAAGCCGCAAUGCUGAUGAAUCUUUUGUAAAAAUUACACUUCCUGUUGGUUAUAAAGACUUUAAUUAUUUAUUCACUCCUCACCAACGUCGAACUCUUAACUCGUGUCACGAUUUUUGCACUUGAACGUUUAGAGCCACACAAAUACAAGAACUUUAUAUUUAUUAAUUUUUACAAAAUAAAAUACUGAUUUUUCUGAA